Rodentolepis nana is the source of this 558-nucleotide messenger RNA. NCBI's taxonomy places the organism in Eukaryota, Metazoa, Platyhelminthes, Cestoda, Cyclophyllidea, Hymenolepididae. The record is from the annotation of a GenBank genome assembly.
AUGUGGCAUUCGUAUUUUGGUUAUAAUAUUCCCCAGGGAGUCUGUCUUGGACUUCUUGGUCUUGAAACUAAACUUAAGAGUGCAUGUUGCGACCUCGUAUUCGCUAAUUCACAAGUUGAAGCUGAGUGGCAUCGCUGGGAGUCAGAGCGGGUCAAGGAAACAGCAGAAGCACUGAGCACUCUGUCAAGUGCCUAUGUCGCUUACUGGAGUAGUUUAGCUGAAUCUUGGCGCGAUGUUAAUGCCCUCUUAAAUAACCCUCCUCAAAGCACCAAUGCGUCUGGUAAUGUCGUUGAAACGGACCUUCUACUGGAGUCGACUUCGGUAGAUGCCACUCCAACAGCUACCGAGUUGACAAAAGACAGCCUCCUUAAAUCAAAUUCAGUAGAAAUUACUUCAUGCCAUGGAUGCUCUCCUAAUGUACCUGACUUAUCAUCUUUAUCGAAGGAUACUGGAAGGAACCUCGAAGACCAAAAGGAGAGAGAGUGGACGGUUGUAGACUUGUCAGAUUCUCCAUGUGUUGAGAAGAAGUUAGAAUCCACGGCAAUAGAAUCUGACUAG